Anarrhichthys ocellatus (wolf-eel) is the source of this 5226-nucleotide messenger RNA. RefSeq names its product uromodulin-like 1 (gene umodl1). Bases 1232 to 4600 code for a protein of 1122 amino acids. Gene Ontology annotation, cellular component: extracellular region. Gene Ontology annotation, molecular function: protein binding; peptidase inhibitor activity; calcium ion binding. The record is from RefSeq and is a predicted model, not a curated record. The transcript has 19 exons. NCBI's taxonomy places the organism in Eukaryota, Metazoa, Chordata, Actinopteri, Perciformes, Anarhichadidae.
AACAUAGAGACUGUCUUUGGUAGGUUUGAACUGCGAGAGGUAGAUAUAAUCAUCCCCCUAACCCCAAUGAAACCAAUUAGGUCUGUGAUUGAAUGGAAGUCACUACAGAAUAGCAGUGAGUUUGUGUCAUUACUGGCAUCCAGUGGGGACUUGUUGCUAUGUUUAUUUGGCCUACAGGCCUGUUCCCGGAAAGCUACAGUACCAUGACCCAAUCAGGUGCGGCACUGGUGGUGAAACACGUGCAAUGUGCCCUCAAACCAUGUUCUAUUGAGCUGCUGAUGUUUAUUUUGUAUUGUAACUGUGUGUAGUGACCUUCAUUUACUCAGUCUGUAGCCCUGCACCUCCCUGCAUGCACAUGCUCCACCUCGUCAGCAUGUAGCAUUAUCACUUAAUGACUGACGGAAGUUUAAUCAAGCACUAUUCCACAGCUCAUUACUAAAGAAGGAGCGUCGUACAUCACUCACCACAUUUAGAAGAAAUAAGAGGUAAAUAUGCAUGAAAAGACUUAAAAGAAUACAGACGAUCUGUAGAAUCUCGUCUUUCUACAGAACAUAUCUUUGGCAGCCGGAAGCAUCCCGCUGCUCCUUCUAUAACAAGAAAGAAGACAUGUGGGAACAUGGCAGGGAAGUUCUCACUCCUUCUUACUUGACAUUAAUGGCUGACACGGGCUGUUAGUGCCAGCAGCAUAGCAAGCACUGCCAUGGUUACCUGUGUGGAAACCAAGUCAUUAGGGACUCUGACUUCUCCCAUCCCACAUCUCUUACCCCGGCGUAAUAAACAUGUUUACUGACACCACCAAAGAACGAGUAAACUGACAACUUAUCUAUUCUACAAAGAUUAAAGUGAGGCCUGAGCUCCCCUUGUGAAAAGCAUGCGACCCAAAGGCUUUUCUCUUGCCUCAGCUUGUCAUGCUGCCAUACGUCAUGGCAAUGCAAGGUAUCGAAUUGUCUGAAUAUUGUAAUUAUUCUUUCAAAAACUGAUGUAAUUUUACCACACUGGGAAAAUGUGACUAUAAUGUUUUCAUAAAUGCGAUACCUACCUGCUGGCUGUGGUGAUUAUGUGGUCCAUCAGGGACUGAUGGGGAUGGGGAGGGUGGGGAGGAGGAAGACAGAGCAACAGAGAAUUUAGUCUUUGAGUACACCCUGAACAGUCAGUUAGCAUCAUCUCAAAGAGGAGCAUGUACGCACAAUGUGGUCGGUAGAUACAUGGUUGGGAUUUUGAUCUGUGGAAAAUGAGUUGGAUGCUCUCCGUCUGGGUGGCGACGGCCCUGCUGUCUCUCUGUAGGGGACGAAACACUGUGCAUGAAGGGAAUAGCCUGUCUGAGUCUGGCUACCAUCUAUGUGUUCACAAUGAGACACGGAAUGUGAGUUUCCUGGUGAUGCACACGGUCCCCUACGCUGUGACAAAGCCUUGCGGUGGCUGGCUCCUCUGGAAGACAUGUACGGUCACACUGUACAGGACGACCUAUCAGACUGAGCACAAGACAUUGAUGGAGCAGGUGACCGGAUGCUGCAGUGGAUAUGAACAAGUCGGCCGUUACUGCGCCCGGCCUGUAAACAGGAGUGAUGAGCUUACUGCCAAGCCAGGAUCCUGUCCAACUGCAGAUGGAUUGUGUCCCAGAUCUGAGGACUGCGAGUGGGACAUGGACUGUCCAGGCUGGCAGAAAUGCUGCCACCAAUCGGGGAGCUUUCUCUGCACGGAUCCUACAAGCUCGGCAAAUUAUUCUGAAAAUGGAGGAUACCGAUUUAAUGCAACAGUGACAGUGAAGACAGAUUACCAGCAACUGAUUUCCAGCGAAAGAGGAAUUCUGAAUCACACGCGAUUGUUGCAAGCAAUGGUGACUGGAGCUCUGCAGUCUGAUGUUUCCGUUUAUUACCUCAGCUCACAGCCCGUGCAUCCCUACAGAACCGCCACCUCGCUGCUGAUUGACUGCAGCUUUGCUCUUUCACUGCACAGUGUAACGUCAAAGCUGCACCAUCUCCUCAAACACAUACAGGAGGUGACAUCUGUAAGCGUGGAAGAUGUAAAUGAGUGUGCACAGUCUGCUCUCCGUCAGUGCUCCCUUCAUGCAGACUGUAACAACACAGUGGGCUCCUACCGUUGUGCAUGCCACCAGGGAUUUAUUGAUGUGAACCCCAGGAACCCUGGAGCCCACUGCACAGAUUUUAAUGAAUGUGCUUCAGAGGAAAAUGACUGUUCCCAGUGGGCUACAUGUACAAACACCUGGGCCUCCUACACAUGUGUUUGCCUGGAUGGAUUUAUUGACAACAACCCAGAAAGGCCUGGACGAGCCUGUCAAGCUGACUUCAGGGUGACGACCACCACAGAGCUCCCGCUUACCUCCCUUACACCCACAAACACACCCUACACCCCGGCCUCCAACAGCACAAAAGAAGACCCUCUGAGCAUGACGUCAACUGUAGAGCCACCUCUGCCGACAACCGCAUGCUCUCAUACCAGCAUCACCAGCGUGUGGUCGGCUAACGUCACUGGACCCUCCUUCCGCGUCUACUGGUCGAGUCGGUUUCAGAUGAACCAGACAUACCAGGUUGUUCUGAGGAGAAGGUCAAAGGUCAUUCAGUCUUGGAUGACCAGCCAGGCCAUGGUGGAGGUCAGGGACCUGCAGCCAGGGGUACUCUACAACGUUACUGUCACGCCAUGUUCCUGCGGAAGCCAAGGAGUCUCCCUCGGUAUAUCGGUCAAGACUGAUGCUCAGACUCUCGACGCCACAGCGCGACUCACCAACAUCCAGUUCACUGCUGAUCUGCACAACACCAGCAGCCAGGCCUACGAAAACCUCACUGAGAGCAUCAAAGAGGAGAUAUACCGGUCUCUGUCUCCAGAGAUGAAGGCCAUGGUGGAUUACGGCCAGUUGAGGAUUGACAUCAGAAGCUUUUCCCUGGGGAGUGUGGUGGUCAACUUCACCAUCGUCUUCGCCCCCAGUCAAAGCCAGGACAUCGGUAAUGUUUCCACAGCUCUGCUGCACUCCCUGAUGAACAGCACCAAAUACAGGGUGGAUAAAAACAACACAAGCACAAAUGAUUUUAAUGAAUGUGCUUCAGAGGAAAAUGACUGUUCCCAGUGGGCUACAUGUACAAACACCUGGGCCUCCUACACAUGUGUUUGCCUGGAUGGAUUUAUUGACAACAACCCAGAAAGGCCUGGACGAGCCUGUCAAGAAAUUGCAACAACCACCACUGCCCCAACAACUAACAUUACUGCCCCAACAACCACCACUGUCCCAACAGCCAACAAUACUACGACCAACAAUCCUGCCCCUAAAAUCACCCCUACUGCCCAGACAACAAUCAUUACUGCCCCUACAAUCACCACCACUGCCCCAACAACAAACAAUAUUGAAAUCACCCCUACUGCCCCAAGAACCAACAUUACUGCCCUCGCAAUCACCACUACUACUCCUGUAACAUUUACUGCCCUAACAACCGCCACUACAACCACAGCCACGACAAUGAUAUCUAUGACUUCUACCCCUACAACCACCAUUGCCAGCCCCACUACCACCAUUACAGCUCCUGCGACCACCGCUACUCCCCUGAGAGCUGCCACCAAUGUCUCUAUGCUGGGGGCCAUCUCAGUCCAGUGCAGGGUUACUGCAAUCACCCUGACAGUUACCAAGGAUUUUCUCCUGAGCAACAAGAUCAGGGAGCACACUCUAUACUUGGGAUUGCCGGAAUGUGGCGUCAAUGGAGGCAACGCCACCCACGCCCAGCUGACUGUGGCCUGGAAUGAGUGUGGUACCAGUCUCGUGCAUAAUGAAACAUACUACACAGCAUCUGUAACCCUGUUCAACACCAUGGAAAUGUACACGUCAGACAGCGGGAAAGUGGAGGUACCCAGAAUACGGCUGGAGGCUCCCAUCCUGUGUACCUACAUGAAGAGCACUCUCAUCUCUGCUGACUUUGGCUCCAUGGGGUAUGACAUGAUCGGAGAUUUCAUAACGGGCUCGGGGUCGUUCCAGGUGACAGUGCAGCUGAUGAACGGUACAAUGCCUCUACCCAACAACCACAGCUUGUCCUCUGACGAGGCUGUGGUGGUGGAGGUCAGCCUCAACUCCUCUUCAGAGCAGAUUAAAGUAGUCAUCAACAAAUGCUGGGCCACUCCCACUCAAAACCCUGCAGACGCCUACAGCCUCACCUUCCUGGAGAACAGCUGUUCCCUGAACACAUACACCAAGGUGUUGAUGAACGGCAACUCUAGCACAGCACGCGUGUCUGUGAAGAUUUUCUCCAUCGUCGACCUGGAUGUGAUCUAUCUGCACUGCCUGGUCCAGAUCUGUGUGGAGAUUGGAUCAGAUACCUGUGUGCCUGACUGUCUGCAAAGAACAGUUCGGUCUUCAAAAACGAUUGGAACAGCUGUUGGUUCUUCCGGGUCUCUGCUGCAGUCAUAUGACGAGUCCUUGGAGGAGGGAUUUACCACUCUCUAUAUAGUCGGCCUCUCCUGUCUUGGAAUCGGCCUGACGCUCUUCUUCAUCAUUUUUUUCGUCUGCAUUUUCUACUUCCAAAGGAACCGCAUUGGACACUACAACUUCAGCAUCAAACCCAAGCAGGAGAACUUCACCUACCUUGUCUUUAACACCUGAAGGUGCAGCAGCACCCACAACCAAAAUUUCAGAAUUAGCAGAUUUAGUAGGUCAGUACAGCACAGCUGCCACUGGGUGGAGCUGUUGCACCAUUCACAUAUUAGCUCUGAUGCAACAUUGCAAGUCUUUGCACAUUAAACAGUGAACGGAAUACAGAUUAUUUAUAUUUUACGCCCCCUAAACAUAUAUUUAAGAUGUUUAAAUGGUAGAGUAGUUGCAUCCUGAAAUGUCAUAUAUAUAUAUAGAAUAUAAAUAUUUCAUGAAUAUUUCACAUUAAAGAAUACAUAUGUGUGACUUUCUACGCAUUUUAAAAGGUAAAAGUUUCUUGAGCGUUCACAGAAGCAAGAGACAUGAUGGUACUAGAUGGAAAAUAUAAAUUCAGAUUCAUAAACUGUAAUGUAAUGAUUGCACUAAACUAGAGUGUGUUGCUUAUCUUUUGUCUAAAUAAUCAUGUUCAUGUUUAAUACUCAAGCACAGUCAUCACUUUAUUGUCUUUUAGCUGCUACUUUUCUACAUUUACACAUAUUGUAUUUGUACUGCUUGUUACACAUCUGAAAUAUUCAUUGUGUACCAGCUCUUCUCUUGUGCUGUAAGCGGUGUAACAAUAAACUCGAGUCCUGUAUGAA